AUGUCAACCACUCCAAUUAACGCUGAGCAAUCGGAAUUCAAUGAGCUCGUCUUCUCCUAUGCUCUUCAUCAAAAACUCAUGCAAUUGCAAUUUCUAGAAGAUUCUGAAGCUUCUGAACCCCCAAAAUCCAAAAGAUUGAGAAAAUUGGAGCCUACAGACUUGAAAAACCUAUCUGAAGUCGAAUUUUCUGGAUUACUGUACUGGCUAGAACUGCAAAAAGGCUACAAAGAACUGGCGGAAUCCGAAAAAUCGAUAAUUAUAAAGAAUUAUUCGGUCAAAAAAUUGAGUUUGGACCAUUUUUAUAGUGCAUCGAAGUUUCCGGAAAAAUGUAAAAAUCGGGAAUUUGUGAUGAAUAAUUUCACUUUUGUGCCUGAAAAUAGGACUGGAUUCGAGCUGAUUGAUGAUGAUGAGCAACAGAUUUGGGGCAAGAGAAAAUGCUUCUCCAGAACAUUUGACAGAUUCUGGUCAAAAAUCAUCAAUCCGUUCGUCGAUAUCAAAAUCACCGAUGCCGAAAUCGUGUUCAUGCAUUUGAUGUUGCUGUGGAGCGAUUCUGCCAACUCUACAGUAUCCCAAACUACACAAAUCUUCAUGGAGGAACGUCGAAAAUGGGCUCAAACCCAUCUCUCCAUCUGGUACCAAUCCCACGGAGUUCAAAAUUUCGAGGAGAGAUUCCAGAAAAUUCUAGAAUUCGUUGAAGAGAUUGAAGUGAUUUCUGGAAUGCAUUGUGAGGAUUUUCAGCUUGCUGAAAUGUACAAAAUCGGGGAUUUGAAGGAGUUUUUCUAUGAAAAAUUGUGCUAUGCACCGAAAAAUGUGGAAGAAGAUUUUUAUGAACAAUUCAAAGAGUUUGAGGAGCAAAAAGAAUCCACGUCUUCUAAAACUUCUGAAGGCCUCAACGUCUUCGGAGACAUCGAUCCGACUCGUUUGGUUCUGAAUUCAACAAAUCUGGGAAACGUCUUCGCCCCACUUCCAGAUGAUGUACCCUACUUUUUUGAUGGAUGCAUUAUGUGA
Caenorhabditis briggsae is the source of this 1008-nucleotide messenger RNA. The record is from RefSeq and is a predicted model, not a curated record. Bases 1 to 1008 code for a protein of 335 amino acids. The transcript is spliced from 4 exons. NCBI's taxonomy places the organism in Eukaryota, Metazoa, Nematoda, Chromadorea, Rhabditida, Rhabditidae.